UUUGGCGUGUCAGCUGUUUGCCCUGGCUGCAGCCUUCUGGUUUCGUCUCUACCUCAGUCCUAGCCAUGCCAAUCCCCUGGUCAGGCACGCUGUGGCCACACUCCUUGGCAUCGCCUUUCUCAUCUUCUGCUUCGGAUGGUAUCGUUCUGUGAUGCUGUCUGAGACGUGCUCACAUACUAGUCCAUUCACUUUCUCUUACAUGAUGCUGCACUUCUUCGCUUUUCUUCACUAAGUCCAUAACAUGCCUUCACUAGCAAUGUUUUGAGUGAAAACGAACUUAACUGUCUCAACCAUAAUCUGUCUACUUUUUUAACAAGUGGACAGGGCAGAUGUGUAGUGUGCAGGGUCCAGUUCAUGUCCAGUCAAUGUUAGCAGCAUCACAAGGUUAUUUUUAUUUAUAAGCUUAUUUUUUUAAUUAUAGGGGGACAGUGAAGCUGCAGCCAACAAGAAUGCACAGAGAGGAGACAGACAGGAGAAAUGUACUCAGCUCACAUCCUGACAGUAGUGUUUGCAAGCUACCUGAUCAUUGUCCAAGCCGACAUCAACAAUGUACACAGAUACUGCAUGGUGACUGCUAUGGGAUAUUUGACAGCGUGUCAAGUGAGCAGAGUCUUCAUCUUUAACUAUGGGAUACUUUCCACUGACUUCUCUGGGCCUCUGAUGAUAGUAACCCAGAAGAUCACCACACUGGCUUUCCAGCUCCAUGAUGGUAUGUGUAAGAAAUCUGAACAGCUGACCUCAGAGCAGAAGCUUCUGGCUGUAAAUGUGAGGCCUUCUUUCAUUGAGUUCCUGAGUUACAAUCUGAACUUCCUGAGUGUCUUGGUGGGACCUUGCAGUAACUAUAAGGACUACAUAGACUUCAUAGAGGGCAGACACAUAAGCAGGAGGCUCAGGCAGCACUCUGGAGCGUGUAAUGGGCAGAACGGCUAUGAAAAGAUGCCAGUCCCGUCACCUCUGAACGCUGUCUGUCGAAAGCUGCUGGUUUGCUGCGGCUGUAUGAUGUUCUUCCUCAUCGUGACUCGCUCAUUGCCAAUAACGUACAACGUGGACUCCCACUUUGUCAGCCACGCCCCCUUCCUCACCAGGCUCGCAUACGCUUUCUUCUCCAUACAAGCUGCAAGACCCAAAUUCUACUUCGCCUGGACAUUAGCUGAUGCAGUCAACAACGCUGCAGGUUAUGGUUUCUUGGGGCUGGAUGAAAAUGGAAAGCCAUCCUGGGACCUUAUCAGCAACCUCAACAUCUUAGGGAUUGAGACCGCAACCAGCUUCAAGACAUUUAUAGACAACUGGAAUAUUCAAACAGGACUUUGGCUCAAAACGGUGUGUUAUGAGCGAGCCCCUAAGCACCGGCUGGCCUUGACCUUCAUCCUGUCUGCCCUGUGGCACGGUGUUUAUCCAGGGUACUAUUUCACCUUCGUCACUGCCAUCCCCAUCACCAUGGCAGCCCGUGCUAUACGGAAGUCUGUUCGCCACUACUUCCUGGGCUCCAGAGGCUUGAAGCUGGGUUAUGACAUCAUAACCUGGGCAGCCACCCAGCUGGCCAUCUGUUAUACUGUCAUGCCUUUUCUACUUCUUGCAGUAGAGCCCACUUUGGUUUAUUACAGGUCCAUGUACUUCCACGUGCACGUCAUUAGCAUUCUGGCUGCGAUUUUCCUCCAUCAGAAACACAAACCCAGGGAACCCUCUGCCACCACUAAACCGUUUCCCUCCGCCUCUCCCUCCUUCUCGUCUUCGUGCCCAGCCCAGUGCCAGCCUGUUCACUCCAAUAACAAUGACAAAGUAGACUGAACCCCCCCCCCCCCCGCACGUUCUUUUACCAGGCUCUCCAUCCAUGGUGUUCUCUUAAGGACAAGUGAAUAUCCCUGAAGGGCAUUCAGGCGACGUAAAAUAGGCAAACUUUGGUACUAAACUGGUAUUUACUUCUUUGGAACAGGACAGAGUGGAGAGACAGGACGAAAACUUGGUACAAUAUGAUACUGGAUUUCAGCCUAUGGCACUGGAUGCACUUGAGGAGAGCUUUUCUGUCAUAUUGUAAGAUUAAGAUAAUACAUCAAACAUAAGCUCAGCAGGCAGACUGGAAAGAUAAACAUUAGCUAAGGGAACAUCUGUGGCACCAUCACUGCCGCCGCCACCACCACCACCAGAUCGCUAGUUUCCCUUCGCUCCCCCCCCUCACCUGCUCCCCUCCCUCCUCCGCUGUUCCUCCUCCAUGCUCAUCUCAGCACCAGCCCGCCUGCUCCAACAACAAUGCAACAGUGCCAAGAGAGAAAGGAGGCUCACUUUCUGUCCGGUCCUCUAUCAGUGUCGUCCUGCCGACCGGUGGGAUCCAUGCCAGCACAGUGGGAGAGCAGCUCAUAAACAGGGCACAAAUAACAGGACACACACACAUACACACACACACCAACUCAUUCACAAAGAGGCAAGACACAAGGAAACAAAUAUGCACAUACUCUCUGUUAGACACGCUCAUACUUGGUCACAGCCUCAUGGCAUACAAAGGCUGCCCUUGUGUGGCCUCAACAAAAGAGUACACCAAGAGGAGAGAGAGCCCUGGUUUAUAUAUAUGUGUGUGUGUGUGUGUGUGUGUGUGUGUGGGUUUGAGAGAGAGUGAUUGCUACCCUGUGUCCAUGCAGCUUUCAAAUUCUCCAGUGAAACCAUUACUAAUGAAGCCUUUAAAGGCAGAAUGGCAGCUCCUCCUGGUGAGGAGACUUUGAGUAUUCUGCCGAACAAGUAAACACUUUAUUAUAGUCUCUACGGAUAAUCAUGAGCUUCAGUUCAUCAAGGAAAAGCUAACAAAUACUUCAAGAAUGCACAACAAGAAGCAUCUGCUGAUGUUGUUUUGCGUUGCGCAGUUGUAGCACAAUGUAGUGAUGAAAGGUUGAGUUGUAAGAUAAAGAGCAGGAUUUUCAAAAAUUUAAUGUGUGUAGUCAGACUUUGCCCAGGAAGCCUCUUUUUGUGUCUUGGCUGUAGAUAAUUUAAUAGUGGCAUAUUGUUGUUCUAAAUGUGUUAGUAUUUACCAUGUGAACGGUGCUGGAUACCUGUUAUCAUGGUACAGAGCAACUGAACAAAAAGCUGUGGUGUAAAAGGGGAAGAAACACAUUUGAAGUUUGUCUUUUUGGGAGGAAACUGUUGAAACUGUGCACUCUCAAAGAUGGGAAAUAUGAGCACAAAAAAGACAUGAAUCAAAUGUAUGUCUUCUCAGUAGGAGCAGGGUGCUGUGUCUGUUAUGUGCUUCUUUAUGAGAAAGAACACAUUUGAAUGACGAGAUUUACCGGAACUUAUCAGCAGCUGCAGGUUGAUUUAAUGGAGACAUCUGCUGGUUGUCUCUAGUGCACUCUGCUGAAUUAAGUAAUGAAGGGAAGCCAGUUGGGAGUGAUGGAAACUUUCCCACUGCAGAAUCUCCCAGUGCCACUUCAUCCCAUGAGCAGAAAGUACAUUCUUCCACUGGCAAUUACUCUCCAAAAUUCACAAUUUCUUCUCCUCGCUAACUUUUACUUGCACAAUGGAAGCAGAUGAAUCAGAGGUGAUGCUUAUGACCACAGAUGAGGUAAUCAUAAUGAGAGCAAAAAGAUACAUUCACAUUUUAAAAUCAUUGAUUAUUACGUUUGGAUUUGGAUAUCAGAAAGUUAUCACCCCUGAGAGCUUUGGGAGCACUGGGAGGCUUAAAAGUGGUGCAGUGGUGUGGUUAUCAAUGGUGCUAUCUGUUGCAGGCUAGCAUGUUAGCUUUUUAACUACAUUUAUAGGUUGGUUAUAAUUACAUUUGCUGACAAUGCUAACAAGUUGCAUAUUUUUGGUAGUGUGACAGUGCCUGAUGAAGAAACACUGAAACUGUCCCUUUAAAUGCAUUAUAUGGGUUUUGAAACCCCUUUUCAAAAGAAAAGCAGGUACACUUGGAGGUUUUUUGUUUGUUUUUUGUUUUUUUAAUCGGGACAUAUGUGUCACAUAAAAAUGAAGCAUAGAUAUGGAGAACAAAGUUCAAGUUGUGUUGACAUGAGGAGAUUUGAGAAUUAAUGCUGCACAGAAAUUAUUCAAGAUUUUAAAGAAACAGAAAGAGGGAGGGUGUGCACACGAAGCUGCGCUCUCUUUUUUUUCUCUCUCUUUAGUCACUUCUCUGACUAAAUCUUUUUAACUUUUGGAUUAUUUUCUGAGUAAAGAUAGUGAGACUUGAUGUAUGUUGAUUAUUUUUAAUGUUUUCCUGCACAGUGGUACCUCUCGGAGAUAAUGAAGCAUCAGUGACUGCUCUGGGGGGCUGUAGACUCAUUUCCCAUUUCUUUGCAGAAGCCCAUUUUAGGCCUGAACACAAUAGUUAGUCCCCAUGACACUCUCUGUCAAAGAGGUGCUAAAAAGUGAAAAUACUCUCUCUAUGACUUUUCUAUAAUACCAAAUAGUUUUUGUGAGCCCUCUUAAAUUGAAAUGUGUUAUUUUGAUCAAUAACCUGUUCAUGGCACUGUAUGUCUGCGUUUUGCUAAUGUUUUUAAUGUAGGGAAAACGAGGAAAUGACAAUUAUAGUAUGAAUGCAUUGUAAGAAUGAGCAGCUUUUUGAAUGACUGAUAUAUUUUUGUAUGUGUUUUCGCAGAUGUACGUGUGAUCAAAUACAUGCUGACUGUGCAAGAGAAAGUGUUAUAGUUUCUGAUUUCUCCAUUGCACCAUUUUAGUAUUGUUUGUAUAGAGGAAAGAGUGAGUGGUAUAAAACACAUCCAAGUAACAAAGUUUCUGUAAAACACUUUUCAUUUGUUUUUGUUUUCUGAUAUGAAAACCUUUAAGUCAGUACAUAAUUAAAACUAAUGUGGAAUUCA
This is a messenger RNA of Scatophagus argus, 4796 nucleotides long. It is a transcript of the gene mboat1, whose product is annotated as membrane bound O-acyltransferase domain containing 1. Gene Ontology annotation, molecular function: acyltransferase activity. Gene Ontology annotation, cellular component: membrane. The transcript is spliced from 12 exons. Bases 478 to 1788 code for a protein of 436 amino acids. The record is from RefSeq and is a predicted model, not a curated record. Gene Ontology annotation, biological process: lipid modification. NCBI's taxonomy places the organism in Eukaryota, Metazoa, Chordata, Actinopteri, Scatophagidae.